AUGGCAUCUAUCAUUAGUGAAGAGGAUGUUAAGAAUUUUCUUUCAUCAGAACCAUCUGUUGAGAAAGUUGAAUCAUUAGGGAAGCAUGAACUAAAAAUAGUUGCUAAAUUUCAUGAACUGGAGUUUCCUUCAGAUGUAAAUAGAUUCCCAUUAGUUAACAUGAUUAACAGGAAAUUGUUUGGUAUAGAGAAUCUUUUUUCAGGGAAUUUCCCUGAAGAAAUUGACCGUGUUCAUGACUUUUCAGCUUCACAUGAAGUUACAAGUGAAGGCUCAAGCAAUCUUAAAGACCCUUGUGUGCUCUUAGAAUUAGAAAAGAUCCGUCUGGAGCAGGCCAAACUUGAUUUGCGCCGGGAAGAGAUGAAGCUAAAUCAUGAGUUUAGAAUAAAACAGCUGGAGAGCAAUGUCUCUAUUCAUUCCUUUGAUGUGGCAAGACAGACUUGUGAAGAAUAUGCCAGAGUUAAAGAUUUGUUUAAUCAGUGGCUUCGUUCAAAAGAGGUAAAGUCAGACUUUGUUAAAUUAAAGGAACUAAUGUUAUUAGAGGAAUUUGCCAGAUGUGUUCCUAAAGAAGUUUCUCUAUACUUAUCUGAACGAGGUGUAGAUAAUAUAGCUGUUGCUGCCAUUAUGGCUGAUGAGUAUGUAUUGACACAUAAGACCUAUACUAAUAAACUUCCGGGUUUUCAGAAUAAGAGAGAUGUUGUAGCAGCUUCUCACAGUAAGUUUGCUCGUCCAGAUGAUGUAGUGGACCAUGGAAAGAUGUCCAAGCCACAUGAUUUUGUACAGGGGAAGAAAUGUAAGAUUUGUAAUUACUGUGGGAAGACUGGCCAUUGGGAGAGAGAGUGUUGGAAGAAGUCACGAGAAAUUAAGGCUAAAUCAGUAGCCUUGGUUUCCACUAAAGUAAGUUUAUCCAAAAAGUUUUCACCUGUAACUGUUUUCCCCAGAAAUGAAAAUAAAGCUUCUUUAAGAAAGUUGGAUGUAAACAGUGGUGAUAGGGCUUUCACUGGAUCGUAUGAUAGUUUUAUGCACGAAGGUACUGUCUCACUUGAGGGUGGGGAAAAGAAAUCUGUUCAGAUUUUACGGGAUACUGGCGCUUUAAAAUCUCUCAUGUUAAAAGGUUUGGUUGAUUUUGAAAGCCCAGAGAAAAUAGUUGUUCAUGGAGUUGGAGGAUCCAUCUCUGUUACCCCUGUGAGAGUGUACCUUGAGUGUGAAUUCUUUGAGGGUUUUGUGUGUGUAGGCCUGGUGGAUCAAUUGCCUAUGCAUGGUGUUCAUUUCCUGUUGGGAAAUGAUAUAGCGGGCAAGAAGGUGAACCCUGUCCCGUUAUUAUCUGAGAAACCUGUAGCUGUGGAAGAAACUAAGCAAUUAGUUGAGGAAGUACCCCAUGUGUUCCCUGCUUGUGUUGUAACAAGGUCCAUGUCUACCAAUAUUAAAGUACCCCAGACUGGGAAUGUAAUCAAUCCUGAUGUUGUUAACUUGGCUGAUACCUUCUUUGCCACCAUUGACUCUGUAGAUAGAGUAGCACUAGUUAAUCAAACUGAUAUGUCUAAAGGAUUAAUUGAAUUGCAGCAAGCUGACCCUGAGUUGCAAGACUUAGCUGAAGCUGCUGUGGCUGAAAAUGAGUGUGAUGAACUGACAUUUGGGGUAAGAAAGACCUUAGACCGGAUUUGGCGUAACUUUUAUUGGCCUACAAUUCGCAAAGAUGUUUCCCGUUAUUGCAGGACGUGCCACACAUGCCAAAUGGUCGGUAAGCCUAAUCAACCUCCUGAUAUUGCUCCAUUAAUACCCAUUCCCCCCUUUGAUGCUCCAUUCUCCAGAGUGGUUAUUGAUAUUGUUGGCCCUUUACCUAAAACUGCAACAGGAUAUUCUUAUAUUCUUACUAUCAUGGAUAUGGCUACUAGAUAUCCUGAGGCUGUUCCUCUCAAAAAUACCUCAGCUAAAAUAGUAGUAAGAGAGUUAUUACAGUUCUUCACAAGGUUUGGCUUACCUAAAGAAGUGCAGUCUGACCAGGGAUCAAAUUUUAUGUCCAAAGUUUUCAGACAGUCCCUCCGGGAACUAGGUAUUGAGCAGAUCACUUCCACUGCUUACCAUCCUCAGAGUCAAGGUGCCAUAGAACGUUAUCAUCAAACUCUUAAAAGUAUGAUUACAAAAUUUUGUACAGAAAGUCACAAGGAUUGGGAUAAAGGCUUGCCUUUCUUGCUUUUUGCUACUAGAGAAACACCUAAUGAAUCCUUGGGUUUUUCUCCAUUUGAGUUAAUGUUCACCCACGAGGUGAGAGGACCAUUAAAAUUAUUAAAAGAAGAGUGGCUUGGUAUGGAUGAGAAUGUAGGACUUUUAUCUUAUGUUAGUGACUUUAAAGAGAAGCUGAACCGUAGUUGGAAAUUGCUAGAGAUAACUUGGUUUCUUCCAAAAGAAAAUGAAGAAAUGGUACGAGAAAAGCGAGAAUGA
Penaeus vannamei (Pacific white shrimp) is the source of this 2439-nucleotide messenger RNA. The record is from RefSeq and is a predicted model, not a curated record. Lineage: Eukaryota; Metazoa; Arthropoda; Malacostraca; Decapoda; Penaeidae.